AUCUAAUGCAGAAGUGCGACGUUCGAUUCGCAGCGGUCGCAAGAUUGGGAAACACGACUUCACCAUUUCGAUCGGUGCAAGCUUCCACUUCCUCAGUUUGAGAUUUUCUGUCAUCACUUCAUUUCAAGAUUCAAACGUACUCGAAUUACUCAAAUGACAACGCAAGCUUCCUCUUCUUCACGCGCUCUCAAUGCCGUAUUACCUUUGAUCGCAUCUGGACAGCCGUACGAGGCACACCAGAAAGCGAGAACGUUUGCUGCGAGAUACGUGAAGUCGCAUCAGUACGACACCGCGAUCGACGUUCUUUUCCGGUCUGCGAAGGAAUUGCUUAAAGCAGGACAACAGGGGAGUGGUACCGAUCUCACAAGUUUCUUGUUGGAGGUCUAUGAAGCCAAAGGCGAGCCGGUGAAUGAUGAAAGCAGAGGACGCUUAACACAACUGAUUGCUUUGAUUGGAUCGUCUGGCUCAUGGCGAAAGACCAUCGUAGACAAGGCAAUUGCUUGGUCAGCCAAACACGGCCCGUGUCCUUCUGGUGACCCUGGUUUGCAGCAUUACAUCGGAGAACUACUUUAUAAGGAGGGCGCCUUUGAGCAGGCCGAGCCGCAUCUAUUAGCUGCUGGAAAGCGCGACAGCGCUCGCCUCCUCGCAGAUAUGUUCGUCGAAUGGUCUUCGCAAGGUGGAACGCCAGGUGCUUUCGCGCUGCGGGGCGUAUUACCAUAUCUCCAAAACGGAAAUAUACUUGCAGCUCGCACCUUCCUGAAUCAUUUCCUCGCCCAAAUUACAUCAAAGCAUCCUGAGCUUGUUUCAUCAGUCCAGAGCUCACCGAUAUCCGUCGGGAAGCCGCAAAACGGGGGAAAUGACGAGAUCAUCCUGACAAAAGACCCCGUGUUGAACUUUGCUCAGCUGGCAGUACGAACUUGUCAACGAGCGCAGGGAGAUAAGAACAAAGGGAUGCGGGAAGCUUGGGUUCGUCUCUGUGGAACUUACCAGAGCAGGGGCGGGAUCUUGGCCAGACCCGAAGUGCGGAAGGUAUUGGCAGAGCUCGCCGAAUUAUAUUUUGCCAUCCCUCCGCCUCGCGCACAGCAGGCGAAUCCAUUAGGAGACAUGUUGUCUGCAAUGUUCGGAGGCGCCGGACCCGCUCCUGCAGCCCCAAGAAGGGUAUUGACGCCUGCUUCCAGCAGCAGCACGCCAGGUUUGGACUGAGUGUUGUGUUGACAUAUUACACCGGUUGGGUCAUGAUGCGGAAAGUUUUCCUUGGACAGUUUUGGAGACGGAUCAAGUUUGUUAAUAGUAAGGUACAUUAUUCUUGGGUCAUUGCUCAUCAGACCAUUGCAACUGUUGUACAACGAAUGAGUGACAUUGGUAUACUGCAUCCGCAGCUACUCCUCAAGGUACCAGAGUCAUCUCCGUGGAUUCGUUGUUUGUUGUCGGGGAUCCAUCGGAACAACUUGGCCGUGGAUAACGACAAGAGGUAUGCAGUUGUGGUAGGAAGCCCUGUGGCAACCGUAAGAAGCUGUAUACUUAUUCCAGGGAGAUGUCAGCGACUUGCUCGC
This is a messenger RNA of Somion occarium, 1553 nucleotides long. The record is from the annotation of a GenBank genome assembly. Lineage: Eukaryota; Fungi; Basidiomycota; Agaricomycetes; Polyporales; Cerrenaceae.